AACUGUUCAUCUCAAGCAGUUGGUCACCCACAUAGAGAGCACACCCAUGYCAGUGAGUUGAGGGUUACAUAGGAGCAGCAGCACAAUGACUCUUGAAAUGUAUCCGUGUGUGUCUCUCCUGCUCCUGCUGAUGGGCAGAGGUGCCAUUCCCCUAGUGCUCUCCCAGGAGGUGAAAGUAUGUUCCAAAACAGUGAUCAACUCCUGCAAUGACUGCAUCAAAUCAGGAGCGUACUGCACGUGGUGCAAACAACUGAAUUUCAUCAAACCAGGGGAGCAGGAAGCCGCUCGCUGUGACACCCGGGCUCAGCUAGUAGAAAGGGGCUGCAUGGAAAGAGACAUCAUAUCUCCCGACAAUYCCUUUUCUUUUUCUAAGAACUUCGCCCUGUCCAACACUGCAUUGGACAAGGAGGAACCCAUCCAGCUCCGUCCUCAGGAGGUCAAUCUGAAGCUCAGACCAGGACUGCCUCAUACGUUCACGCUGGACUUUCAGAGAGUGGAGGGCUAUCCUGUUGAUCUCUACUACCUGAUGGAUCUCUCCUACUCCAUGGAGGAUGAUUUGAGGAGCAUCAAGACUCUGGGAAAUGAACUGUUUAAUGCUCUGCAAGGCAUCACAAAAAAAGGACAAAUCGGUUUUGGCWCUUUUGUAGACAAGACUGUCCUGCCGUUCACUAACACCAACCCGAAGAAGCUGAAUAAGCCAUGCGCCGAAGCAGAGAUGUACUGCCAACCUGCUUUUGGCUACAGACAUGUUCUUAGCAUGACGGYYGAKAAAGCUGAGUUUGAGAGCAAYGUCAACKAGCAGCGCAUCUCUGGGAACUUAGACUCCCCCGAAGGGACGCUGGACGCCAUCAUGCAGGCUGCAGUCUGUGGGGACAGGAUUGGCUGGAGGAAUAGCAGCACUCGGCUUAUCGUCCUGACCACCGACGAUGGCUUCCACAUGGCAGGGGAUGGCAAGCUGGCUGGCAUACUGGAGCCCAAUGACGAAAGAUGUUACAUGGACAAAAACCUGUACAGCAAGAGCAAUGAAAUGGACUACCCAUCUGUUGGUCAAGUGGCUAAUCAGUUAGAGAAGAACAACAUUCAGCCAAUCUUUGCUGUGACGAAGAACAUGGAGAAUGUAUACAGGGAACUCAGUAAAAMGAUCCCCAAGUCUGAGGUGGGAGUGUUGUCAGCUGACUCCCAUAAUGUCGUUGAACUGAUCAAAAAUGCCUACAAUAGGCUCUCCUCCAAAGUGACGGUGACUCAUGAUGCUCUCCCUGACAACGUGAGAGUCACUUACACUCCGCUCUGUCCUGAAGGGGGACCCUCAAGGGACAAAGGAGUGUGUAACAAUGUGGGAGUGGGACAGAUGGUGUCUUUCAAUGUAACAGUGACAGCGGAUGAAUGUAUGGACAGUGAAAUGUCUUUCCUGAUUGGUCCGUUGGGUAUGAAGGACAAGCUGAAAGUGAGCUUGUCGACUCUCUGCAAGUGUAAGUGUGAUGACCCUGUGCUGGUCGAUCUCCGGCACUGCAAUGGGAAGGGCCAAGUGAACUGUGGCAUGUGCAGUUGCAAAGCCGGCUUCGUGGGCCAGAAGUGUGAGUGCUCCAUCGGGGAGAAGGACGAGAGCUCUCUGAGAGCGGCGUGCCGGAAGGACAACGGCACGGAGUGUGAAGGACGAGGGGACUGUGUGUGUGGCAUUUGCCAGUGCCACACCUUACAAGGCGGCAGCACCUACUACGGCACGCACUGCGAGUGUGAAAACGAGAGCUGCGAGAAGUUCCAGAACAAACUGUGUGGAGGGAACGGAAAAUGCCGUUGCAAAAAUUGCGAAUGCAACCCCGGGUACGAGGGCACCGCCUGCCAAUGCAAGAAGUCGGACGAGCAGUGUCGCACACCAAGCGGGAGUGUGUGCAGCGGCAGGGGCACAUGCCAGUGUAACCAGUGCAAGUGUAUUGAGGGCUACCAGCGGCCCUACUGUCUGACCUGUCCCGCCUGCCAAACCCCCUGUAUAACCAAGGGGAAAUGCAUUGAGUGUCUGGGCUUUCAGACAGGCCCAUUCAGUAAGAACUGCUCCCAGGCCUGUACGAGUAUUAAUGAAUUCAAGAUGGUGGAGACGUUGCCACCUGGUAAGCCUUGUGAUGUGAGGGAUGUGGAGAGCUGCCGGGUGUUCUUUACCGUUAAACAGUUGGACGGAGAGGACACCUACACCGCCCAAAUACUAAAGACCAGAGAGUGUCCCAAGUUGCCAAACAUCUAUGCCAUCAUUGGAGGCUCCAUCGCAGGCGUGACUGUCAUCGGAAUCCUGAUCCUGAUCCUCAUCAAAGUCCUCUUCCACAUGAAAGACCUGAAGGAGUACCGCAAGUUUAUGAAUGAUGCGCAGAAGACCAGGUGGUCGGAGAAUAAGAAUCCAAUAUUCCAGGAGGCAACCACCACCGUGGCUAACCCUACCUUUAGUGGAGAAUAAGUUCAGGGAAGUCAUUUAUACAUUUAUUGUUUCUGUUUUAAUGUGCAUUUUAUGUAGAUUAGUUCAUUUAAUUUAUAGAUUGGUCUGUCUUUUUGUGUGUCCUGAGUCUGAACAUUUAGAGAAUGACAGAACUUGUACUGAUGGAGAYAAAAAAACCUGCUGCAAUGUUGCUACAUUAUUUUAUGUCUAGUUGGAGUCAAUUCCAUUUUAGCUCAACUAAAUGCAGGAAUUUGUUUAGAAAAGUACUGAAUAGUUUUGUCCAAAACUGGUUUUAUUUUGUUUGGGAUUAUAAACUGUUGUGUAAAAYGUUGGACACAUUGUUCAACUUCAUGAAACCUAUUAAAGGCCCAAUGCAGUCAG
This is a messenger RNA of Salvelinus sp. IW2-2015, 2803 nucleotides long. Its product is annotated as integrin beta-2. Gene Ontology annotation, molecular function: amyloid-beta binding; integrin binding. NCBI's taxonomy places the organism in Eukaryota, Metazoa, Chordata, Actinopteri, Salmoniformes, Salmonidae. Gene Ontology annotation, biological process: cell-matrix adhesion; cell migration; integrin-mediated signaling pathway. Gene Ontology annotation, cellular component: focal adhesion; cell surface; integrin complex. The record is from RefSeq and is a predicted model, not a curated record.